Molecule: messenger RNA, 2759 nt
Organism: Dromaius novaehollandiae (emu)
Lineage: Eukaryota; Metazoa; Chordata; Aves; Casuariiformes; Dromaiidae
Gene: P2RY14
Product: purinergic receptor P2Y14
Exons: 3
Coding region: 577-1590 (337 amino acids)
Biological process (GO): G protein-coupled receptor signaling pathway
Cellular component (GO): membrane
Molecular function (GO): G protein-coupled purinergic nucleotide receptor activity
Source: RefSeq, a predicted model, not a curated record
AGCCAUACACCAGCAAAGAUUUAUAAUUUUUUCCCAAGGAACACUGUCUGAGCCUCUGCACACACCCUGAACAACCGCAGCGCAACCCCUGUGAACUCCAGCUUGGGACACAUCCAUCAAUAAAAAAAGAAGUUAUUAGGGUGAGCUUUACAGAAAAGGUCGCAGCCAGGCCUGGGAACAGUUUAAAAAAGAAAACACCCACCCUCAGCUUAAGGUCACGCACGGCUUCCUCGGCGCGUCCCUCCCGAGCAGACCUCGCUGCCGGCGCGCGGAUGCAGCGCAUAUAAGCGCCGGGUGCUGCAGCGUGCCGCGGUCCAGCGCUGCCUCCCGCCCCGGCGCUCCCGCGGGGACGGCACGGGGAUAGCGAGGCAACAGCGUCUGAAGAGCCGAAAGACUGCCCAGCUGCAGAGUAAGAGCUAAUGGGCAGAACGGAGAAGACGGAAGGCUUCGCACUGAGCAGUCACCCAGGCAAAGAAGAGGUCCUGCGCCUGAGGAUGGAAGGCUCUCCAGACCCUUAACACCUUCACGAACAGCACCACGACAGCUGAACCGAGAAAGGAGCAAAGAUAUUGUAAGAUGUUCGACUCGAGCACCAACUCAUCGGAAAACAACUGCACUCACAGUACAGUAAUAACCAAGAAAGUCAUUCCCCUGGUCUACUGUUUGAUUUUCAUAGUAGGACUCUCGCUGAACGGCAUGGCAGCAUGGAUCUUCCUGCACGUUUCCAGCAAGAAGAGCUUCAUCGUUUAUCUCAAAAACAUCGUCAUUGCCGACCUUCUAAUGAGCCUGACGUUUCCUUUCAAAAUCCUAGCUGAUUCAGAAAUUGCACCUCCACAGCUUAACGCUUUUGUGUGCCGAUACUCUGCUGUUGUGUUUUAUAUAAACAUGUAUAUUGGAAUAACAUUUUUUGGCCUCAUAGGUUUUGACAGAUACUACAAAAUUGUAAAGCCUUUAUUUACCUCUGUUGUUCACACAGUUAACUAUAGUAAGGUUAUCUCCAUAAUCAUAUGGCUAUUGUUAAUGUUUUUAUCACUUCCAAAUAUGAUUUUAACUAAUGAAAUCACUGAAGCAAACUAUUCCAGAAAAUGCAUAGGUCUUAAAAGCGAGCUUGGCAGACAGUGGCAUAAGGUGUCAAGCUAUAUUUGCAUUGGGAUUUUCUGGAUUGUGUUCCUUCUGUUAAUCAUUUUUUACACCUCUAUUUCGAAAAAGAUAUAUAGCUCCUAUAAAAAGUUCAGAAAGAGCUCAGAAGUGACCAAGAAAAAGACCAGUCGCAAUAUAUUCAGCAUCAUGUUCGUAUUUGUCGUUUGCUUCGUGCCAUACCACCUCUGCAGAAUACCAUACACGCUAAGCCAAACGAGCUCCCAGUUCAACUGCCAGUCAACGAAAGCCCUGUUCUACGCAAAGGAGUUCACCCUCAUCUUAUCUGCUGCAAACGUGUGCCUUGAUCCCAUUAUUUAUUUUUUCCUCUGCCUGCCCUUUAGAGAAAAACUGUAUCAAAAACUGCAUCGCAAGCUGAAAACUUCAGGAGAGGUUGAAAUUUCUAAAUCCAGAAGGUCAAAUACUCUUCGGGAAAGCAUAAAUACUGUGUAAGUUCAGAUAUGUAAAAAUAACACGUUAUUGAAAGUUAUUCAAGACUGCAAAUGUCUCAAAAAGAAACUGAAUAAAUGAGAAUCUGCAAAAAAAAGGUUUUGGCAUAAGAUACCAAUUAGCAGUUCUCUGUAUUAAAACAUUAUUGCUUACUACCACUAUAUUUACUACAGGCUACUUCAGUUGAAGAUAUGGUUGUAUUAUGGUGUGAACUGACCUAUUUGGAUCUCAAAAGCAGAGAGGAAUAACUGGAAUAAAAAAAAAAAAAUUCACGGAGCUCCAGGCUGCGGUUCUCAGAAAGGAUUAUCCAACAGACCUAGUGAUCAAACUGAUUUGCUUUUGUUCGGCCUGAAGCCAGGCAUGAGCACACACGAAGAGGAACAAACCUGCCCGAAGGGGCUGGGAACAGCCGAUCGUCCGUCUCCACUGGAACAGACUCCCCAGAGCAACACUACAAAGUUCAGCGCAAGCCUGUUUGACUUGGCCUCUACCAGCCAAAGAAAGAGCACCGAGACCCUGAGGGAAGAUCUCAUGUAUUCACCAGCUCAGAAAGCACCCGAGACAAUGCACAGCUCAAUCCCAACAGCUGCAAAAAUAGAAUGAAAGGGAAUUUAAAAAAUACAGCUCAGAUCAAAUCCUCAAAAGUCUGUGCAGCGCCUGCAAAAUCUUUGGUAGCAUUUAUAAAAAUACACUGUUUUUCUUAAGGGAAAUACCCUAUAAAAUUAAGAAAUUAAACAAUAUGACUAUUUGUAGCCCACAGAACCCACAGGCAGGAAAAAGAAGAGAAUUUCUAUAAAAUGCUGUGCUCAGUAUAAGGAAGUGUUUUAAGGGGAAUCAUUUCACAGACUAAGCAGCACAGUUGAAUUGUACCGUAUUUCUCAGGACUUUUCCCAGACAACAGGGUAUACACCAAGAGUGUUUACGCCAGAUUGACUGAGACUUUAACAACUCUGCUCUUGUUGCUGCAGACGGAGGUAAGAACAUUAAGGAGCAGUUUGAGAACAAACGCACAGAGCUGCCCAGAAACCGUGGGAUAUAUUCAAAUCCAGAUAGAAUGAUUUGGUUGUUUGCCUAUGUUUUUGGCACCAUGAUGAAACAUUUCUCUUUGUACAAAGGUAAUAGCUGAAAGUCAUCUACAUUUCAUAUAUAAAUAUAAUCUAAUUUUAACUGUA